AUGUGCAUGUCGGACGACAAGUGCUGCUCGGGGAGUUGCGUCGGCGGCGGCUCUAUGAUCCCUGGGCAGGUUCUGGGUCGCUGCGCCGAUGGGGCCAGCCUCGCGCAGACGGAUCAGUCGCAGGGUGACACGACGCAGGGCGGCGACUCUGACCAGGAGGAGGGCGGCUGCAAGUCCAACGGCGAUAUGUGCAUGUCGGACGACAAGUGCUGCUCGGGGAGUUGCGUCGGCGGCGGCUCUAUGAUCCCUGGGCAGGUUCUGGGUCGCUGCGCCGGUGGGGCCAGCCUCGCGCAGACGGAUCAGUCGCAGGGUGACACGACGCAGGGCGGCGACUCUGACCAGGAGGAGGGCGGCUGCAAGUCCAACGGCGAUAUGUGCAUGUCGGACGACAAGUGCUGCUCGGGGAGUUGCGUCGGCGGCGGCUCUAUGAUCCCUGGGCAGGUUCUGGGUCGCUGCGCCGAUGGGGCCAGCCUCGCGCAGACGGAUCAGUCGCAGGGUGACACGACGCAGGGCGGCGACUCUGACUAG
Messenger RNA from Prorocentrum cordatum, 528 nucleotides. The record is from the annotation of a GenBank genome assembly. NCBI's taxonomy places the organism in Eukaryota, Dinophyceae, Prorocentrales, Prorocentraceae.